This is a messenger RNA of Actinia tenebrosa (Australian red waratah sea anemone), 2660 nucleotides long. RefSeq names its product doublesex- and mab-3-related transcription factor A2-like. NCBI's taxonomy places the organism in Eukaryota, Metazoa, Cnidaria, Anthozoa, Actiniaria, Actiniidae. The record is from RefSeq and is a predicted model, not a curated record. Gene Ontology annotation, molecular function: RNA polymerase II cis-regulatory region sequence-specific DNA binding; DNA-binding transcription factor activity, RNA polymerase II-specific; protein binding. Gene Ontology annotation, cellular component: nucleus. Gene Ontology annotation, biological process: sex differentiation; regulation of transcription by RNA polymerase II.
UUAGUACUCGAGGAAGGUAAAAGUUGGUGAAAUUUCUCACUGGUGGGUGCUGGUCGAAUACCAGUCAAACCCCACGAGGGAAUCCCGUCCGUUCUUGACAGCAAUUUUUGGCAGCCGCAUCGCUUGGUAAAUCUGUCUUGUUUGUCUAACUUUUAUAGAAAGAAUGACAUAAGACACAGAAACAAUUUGUAAUCAACCAAUCAGAGUUUGUGAUUAAAUGAGUUUGGUAAGAGAAUACAAAGGAUAUGGAGGUGUUGUCUUGGACAAUGAGAGCGCAUACAAUUGUUGCUUUCUUAUGAUCAAGCGAUUGCCAUUUCGAUGAGAGCCAUCUAGACAAUCCGAACUCGAAUCUGAAGAGCGUGUUAAUAGGCUGGACAGAUCUGAGAACUUGACUAUGGAGGAUACUUCGUUCGUGAUUCAGAAUUCAUAUGCAGAUCAUAAGCCACCGAGGAUGCCCAAAUGUGCAAGAUGUCGCAACCAUGGGGUCGUGUCUUGGUUGAAAGGACACAAACGCUAUUGUAGAUGGAGAGACUGCACUUGCCCCCAAUGCACGCUUAUAGCUGAGAGGCAGAGAAUUAUGGCAGCACAAGUGGCUCUGAGGAGACAGCAAACACAAGAAGAGAGCAUGAGAGUAACGCGGGCCCCGACUUCAUCUCUGAAUGCCGUCUACACCGAAAUUCCAGAACCCCAUACUUCAUCUAAAGAAACAUCCCCGAAUCAUGAUGAAGGAAGCCCAAGGACAAGCAGAAGCAGCUCAGAAAGCAGUAUAAAUGUUCAUGAAGUGAAGGUCAAGUCUGAGCCAAAGAGCCCAGGAAGUUUCGAAAGAGAAACUGUAGACCUAAAUAACAAUUGCGAUAGCUCUCUCACGAAACAGAAGCGAAGGUUCAGUGAGACGACCACCGAAGAUGAGCCGAGUACGAACAAGUACUCUAGGAUAUCUCCCAAACAGAGAUCUCCUGUUAGUAGCAAAGUUGCCGAUGUGCCUGAAGAAUCGAUUGAGAUUCUACAGAGAAUUUUUCCUCAUCAGAGUCGAGCUAUUCUAGAAUUGAUAAUGCGUUCUUCAGAGAAUGAUCUCGUCAGAGCUAUCGAAUCUCUGAUACCUGACGGUAGCACACACCAUCCCUAUCCUACUGUGGUCUCAGUUCGCGGUUAUGGCAGACAAAUCGUCCCUUAUCCACCGACGGAAGACAAUGGGAGGCGCUCAGCAUUUUCGCCCAUCGGGAAGAACGGACUUUAUCUUACUAAUUCACAGAAGAAAGGGGCGCGCUCUUUGAGUGCUUUCCAUCCUGUUCAUCCAUACACUCGACCAGAUGCAACCCCAGCACCAGUCCAAGAACACUUCAAAAUACCAUCACCCCAUAUUCAUCCAUAUGGCUAUAACAGACACGCUUCUACUGCACUGCUGUCGCUUAGCAGCGCAAAGCACGUGCCUGUGACGCCAGAGCAAGGAAAGUUUUGUGAUGUUUGUGGUUUUGGAGUCAAUGGCGGGGACAAGUUUUGUAGCGAAUGUGGGAAAAAAUUACAAUCGAAAGUUCAGCUUUGAUUUUAUACCAUGUUAAUGUAUAGUUCGAUAUGAAGUCGGAAAAUAGACUCGGCCACAAAUAUAGACUUUGCCUAUUUAUCAAAGAGAGCUAGCGAAAAUGUUAGGAAAAUGGAAUAUUUUUAUUUCCGAAAAGCUGUUGUUUAUCGAAAAAAGUACCUCAAACAAUGGACGUGAAAAACUAGUCGUCCGAAGAAAAUUUCGCAAGAAUUACAUGUAAGGUCAUAGCAAAUUACUAAAUGGCUGGCACUUCGUGUUAUGAACACUUCAAGUUUUUUGUCACAGUUUUAUAAAAAGCAAACUGUGUAUUAUCCCUUGAGUCAAUCGGGUGGAAAUAAGGUUAGAGUUAGGGUUAUUUUGAUCACUCGGUGUAUUUGAACUCAAUUUUUUGAGAGGGUUUGAAACAGAAAGUUCAGGAAAUAAAAACGUGGGAAAAAAACUCGAAGUGUCCACGGUUCGAGUGUCCUCACUAAGAAGUGUUUUACUACAUUAGAAAGUAACUUACAUUAAUCCUUUCGUUUUGUGCUCGUUCGUAUUGUUUUCCUGAUAUUUAAAUCUUUCUAUUGUCUGAUUUCGUAUUCAAUAACCAUUACUGAUGCCAUGAAAGCGGCUUGUCUAAUGCAUAUUGCAAUAAGAUUUAAAUCUGGCUUUUGCAACUUGAAGUUUUUGUGUUGAUUAUCGAAGAAGAAUCUUUUGUUUUGCUUUAUCUCGUAGCUGCUUCUAUGAGUUUUUUAGUAUUCCUUAACUAUUUUACCAGAGUAUUUAUCACGGAAUUUUACAGUUAGUUCAGUUUUUGCCCAAGCAAAUAAAGUUAAGAUCUGUUAUGAUAUUUUAGAGCUCUUUUUAUGUUUCUUUCGACCUGAUUUUUCAAAAACCUCUGUUUUUGGCUCCCGGCAUUCAAAAUUAUUUUACUCUUUUCUAGUCGUGCGAGGAAUUGUGGUCAAAGAUAAGUCGAAUAUGAAGAUUUGCGACAGCCCCACGAUGUGCUGUGCGCGUUAAGUUUUACUAGCUAGUCCUUCAAAAAUAUUAUUUUUGGGAUACAUAUAAGGAUUAAAUAUAAUGUUAAUAGCUUUGUUAGUGUGAGAUUGGUAAUUUAUUAAACAAAGAUUUGGUGUGUGAA